UUCUCAAUAGCGCUAAUUUUUCUCAAAGCGCAAAGUUGAGAGGAUCUGUGAAAAAUUUGUUACUAAAAGCCAACGCUUCAAGAUGCAGAUAUUCGUGAAAACACUCACAGGGAAAACCAUAACCCUUGAGGUUGAGCCAAGUGAUACAAUUGACAACGUGAAAGCUAAGAUUCAGGAUAAAGAAGGGAUUCCACCAGACCAACAGAGACUUAUAUUCGCUGGGAAACAACUUGAAGAUGGCCGAACCCUGAGUGACUACAACAUUCAAAAGGAGUCUACCCUUCACCUGGUUCUCCGACUCAGAGGUGGCAUGCAGAUUUUUGUUAAAACUCUAACUGGAAAGACAAUCACCCUUGAAGUUGAACCAAGUGACACGAUAGAUAAUGUGAAAGCGAAGAUUCAAGACAAGGAAGGGAUACCGCCAGAUCAACAGCGUCUCAUUUUUGCAGGGAAGCAGCUGGAAGAUGGCCGAACCCUGAGUGACUACAACAUUCAGAAAGAGUCAACUCUUCAUCUUGUCCUUCGUCUGAGAGGUGGUAUGCAGAUUUUUGUCAAGACCCUCACAGGGAAAACCAUCACUCUUGAAGUUGAGCCUAGUGACACCAUUGACAACGUAAAAGCAAAGAUUCAAGACAAGGAAGGAAUUCCUCCAGAUCAACAGCGUCUCAUCUUUGCUGGCAAGCAAUUGGAAGAUGGCCGAACCCUGAGUGACUACAACAUUCAGAAAGAGUCAACUCUCCAUCUUGUCCUUCGUCUUAGAGGUGGUAUGCAGAUUUUUGUCAAGACCCUCACAGGGAAGACCAUCACCCUUGAAGUUGAGCCUAGUGACACCAUUGACAACGUAAAAGCAAAGAUUCAAGACAAGGAAGGGAUUCCUCCAGAUCAACAGCGUCUCAUCUUUGCUGGCAAGCAAUUGGAAGAUGGCCGAACCCUGAGUGACUACAACAUUCAGAAAGAGUCAACUCUCCAUCUUGUCCUUCGUCUUAGAGGUGGUAUGCAGAUUUUUGUCAAGACCCUCACAGGAAAGACCAUCACCCUUGAAGUUGAGCCUAGUGACACCAUUGACAACGUAAAAGCAAAGAUUCAAGACAAGGAAGGAAUUCCUCCAGAUCAACAGCGUCUCAUCUUUGCUGGCAAGCAAUUGGAAGAUGGCAGAACCCUGAGUGACUACAACAUUCAGAAAGAAUCUACCCUCCAUCUUGUCCUUCGUUUGAGAGGUGGUAUGCAGAUUUUUGUCAAGACCCUCACAGGGAAGACCAUCACCCUUGAAGUUGAGCCUAGUGACACCAUUGACAACGUAAAAGCAAAGAUUCAAGACAAGGAAGGAAUUCCUCCAGAUCAACAGCGUCUCAUCUUUGCUGGCAAGCAAUUGGAAGAUGGCAGAACCCUGAGUGACUACAACAUUCAGAAAGAAUCUACCCUCCAUCUUGUCCUUCGUUUGAGAGGUGGUAUGCAGAUUUUUGUCAAGACCCUCACAGGGAAGACCAUCACCCUUGAAGUUGAGCCUAGUGACACCAUUGACAACGUAAAAGCAAAGAUUCAAGACAAGGAAGGGAUUCCUCCAGAUCAACAGCGUCUCAUCUUUGCUGGCAAGCAAUUGGAAGAUGGCCGAACCCUGAGUGACUACAACAUUCAGAAAGAGUCAACUCUCCAUCUUGUCCUUCGUCUUAGAGGUGGUAUGCAGAUUUUUGUCAAGACCCUCACAGGGAAGACCAUCACCCUUGAAGUUGAGCCUAGUGACACCAUUGACAACGUAAAAGCAAAGAUUCAAGACAAGGAAGGAAUUCCUCCAGAUCAACAGCGUCUCAUCUUUGCUGGCAAGCAAUUGGAAGAUGGCAGAACCCUGAGUGACUACAACAUUCAGAAAGAAUCUACCCUCCAUCUUGUCCUUCGUUUGAGAGGUGGUAUGCAGAUUUUUGUCAAGACCCUCACAGGGAAGACCAUCACCCUUGAAGUUGAGCCUAGUGACACCAUUGACAACGUAAAAGCAAAGAUUCAAGACAAGGAAGGAAUUCCUCCAGAUCAACAGCGUCUCAUCUUUGCUGGCAAGCAAUUGGAAGAUGGCAGAACCCUGAGUGACUACAACAUUCAGAAAGAAUCUACCCUCCAUCUUGUCCUUCGUUUGAGAGGUGGCAAUUUAUAAAUUGGGACACAUUUUUAGAAACUUUAUUUUGUGAAACUCCAUUUAUUUAUCUGCAACUUAUUAUCUUAUCACAUUGGCUUAUGAAAUGUAGACAAAUUGAAAAUGCUAGCACAAGCUGAACAAA
This is a messenger RNA of Rhopilema esculentum, 2267 nucleotides long. Its product is annotated as polyubiquitin-C. Gene Ontology annotation, molecular function: protein binding. NCBI's taxonomy places the organism in Eukaryota, Metazoa, Cnidaria, Scyphozoa, Rhizostomeae, Rhizostomatidae. The record is from RefSeq and is a predicted model, not a curated record.